CUGAAGUUGAACCUAAGCACAACUUUACUGGAACAGGAAAGGACGCAGCUAAAUCAACUGCGCGCUCGAGUAUCAAUACCGGAAAAAAGUCGAUGGCUGUAGAUGACAACUUUGAUGAUAAGACCAAAUAUCAGCAUGUGGAUGGAAGAGUAGCG
Amoebophrya sp. A25 is the source of this 155-nucleotide messenger RNA. NCBI's taxonomy places the organism in Eukaryota, Dinophyceae, Syndiniales, Amoebophryaceae. The record is from the annotation of a GenBank genome assembly.